ACCAAGACCUCAACCCACUGCUACAACGAUCCAAACCAGCCCUUGGGACGAGGGGAGGAAAAGAGAGAAAAAGGGAGAAAGAGAGAGAGAGUCAGAGAGGAAGCAGCAAACGGACAUCGGCUCCUCUUUGACGGAAAUGCCUCACAAGUUGGUGGGAGAAAAUGGCUUCAACUCUACCCAGAAACUUAUUUUUCCCAGCACAUCUAACCCAGUGGAGAACAGCCUUACUUUUGAUACCCCCAGUCCCAAGGACCCUUGCAACACCCCUCUGAGCAACGGCACUUUCUACUCCAAUGCAAGCAGCCCCUCUGACUCUUGCAUCAAACCCCUCUGUGAUGCGGGAUCUGAAAGCGGAAGCCAGUUCAAGGCGGGAAUUAAGUACAUCUCCUCGGAAGGCGAGCCUCUCGUGUGUGGGUGGGGGGGCUUCACCCCGAGUUGUUUACAGUUCUUCAACACCCCCAAGGGGGUCUUGUUCUUCCUCUGCGUGGCGUCAUUCCUGCAAGGGAUGACGGUGAACGGUUUCAUUAACACCGUCAUCACCUCGAUCGAGCGGCGCUUCGACCUGCGGAGCUACGAGAGCGGGCUGAUCGCCAGCUCCUACGACAUCGCGGCCUGCGUGUGCUUGACGUUUGUCAGUUACUUUGGGGGGAACGGGCAUAAACCGCGGUGGCUCGGGUGGGGAGUGUUGAUCAUGGGGAUUGGGUCCAUCGUCUUUGCCCUGCCCCAGUUCACCACCAGCCAAUACGAAGCACAUUUCUCAGAGGAGGUUGGCAUGUGCUCCUCCAAUCAGAGCGUGAGGUGCUCAGAAAGCGUCUCCAGUCUUUCUAAUUACCGGUUUGUCUUCAUGCUCGGACAGUUCCUACACGGGAUAGGAGCGACGCCACUUUACACCCUUGGAGUGACCUAUUUGGAUGAAAAUGUCAAGUCCAACUAUUCCCCUGUGUAUAUUGCUAUUUUCUACACUGCUGCCAUAUUGGGUCCUGCAGCCGGCUAUCUGGUUGGAGGAGUCUUUCUAAAUAUUUACACUGAAAUUGGAAGACAAAUUGACCUUACACCAGACAACACUCUGUGGGUUGGAGCUUGGUGGAUCGGAUUCCUGGGUGCAGGGGCUGGUUCCCUUUUGAUUGCGAUCCCCAUCCUGGGUUAUCCUCACCGCUUGCCAGGAUCCCAGCGCUACAUCGUCAUGAGGGUUUCGGAAGCCCAUCAGCUGAAGGACGGCAGCCACAAAACAGCCUCCGAUCCUGAUUUUGGAAAGACGGUGAAAGACCUGCCACGGUCAGUACUGCUGCUAUUGAAGAACCCAACCUUCAUCUUCCUUUGCUUAGCUGGAGCAACCGAGGCUACACUCAUUGCUGGGAUGUCCACCUUUGGGCCAAAGUUCCUUGAAUCCCAGUUUAGCUUAAGUGCCUCGGAAGCAGCAACCUUGUUUGGCUACCUCGUGGUUCCAGCAGGAGGAGGAGGCACAUUCCUGGGAGGGUUCAUUGUGAACAAAUUUAAGCUGCGUUGUUCAGGGAUCAUCAAGUUCUGCUUGUUUUGCACCAUGUCGAGUCUGCUGGCGAUCUUCAUCUUUUUUAUUGAUUGCCCCAAUAUGCCCAUGGCUGGAGUAACACAGAUGUAUGACAGAAGCGUCUUGCCUGAAGGCCACCUCAACCUGUCGGCCCCCUGCAAUGUGGGAUGUGAUUGUCUGCGAGAGGCGUACAGUCCCGUGUGCGGAAAUGACAACAUCAUGUAUUACUCCCCUUGCCACGCCGGAUGUAAGAACGUAUCAACCAGCCGUGAUGGUGGGAAAAAGGUUUACCACGAGUGCAGCUGCAUUCUGGAACGUGCUCCUCCUGCAUCUAGCUUUGCGACAGCAGGAAAGUGUACAUCCUCCUGCGAGAAAAGGUCCCUCCUGCUGCUUUUCAUGUUCAUUGUCAUUCUCUUCACAUUCCUAAGCAGUAUUCCUGCUCUGACAGCUACUUUACGGUGUGUCUCGGACAGGCAGCGGUCAUUUGCUCUAGGAAUCCAGUGGAUUGUAGUGAGGACACUAGGUGGCAUUCCAGGACCAAUUGCUUUUGGGUCAAUGAUUGACAAGUCGUGUCUCCUCUGGCAGAACCAGUGUGGUGAACAAGGUUCUUGCUACGUCUACCAGAACUUUGCCAUGAGUCGAUACACCUUGUUUGCUGGACUUUUAUACAAAGUGAUGGGAUCCUUCUUCUUCCUGCUUGCCUGCAUGCUCUACAAACCACCUCCUCCUGAAUCCUUCCCAGGAAGCUCGGAUGCUUCUGAAAAUGGCAACUGUGACCCCCCGGAGAAAAAAUGUCCACAUCAAUCUCAAGACAAUGUAUAGCACUUUGAAUGCGACAAGUGACUUUCACAC
Elgaria multicarinata webbii is the source of this 2359-nucleotide messenger RNA. It is a transcript of the gene SLCO4A1, whose product is annotated as solute carrier organic anion transporter family member 4A1. Gene Ontology annotation, cellular component: plasma membrane. The coding region runs from base 137 to 2329 and encodes 730 amino acids. The record is from RefSeq and is a predicted model, not a curated record. The transcript is spliced from 11 exons. Gene Ontology annotation, molecular function: protein binding; thyroid hormone transmembrane transporter activity. Gene Ontology annotation, biological process: sodium-independent organic anion transport; transmembrane transport. NCBI's taxonomy places the organism in Eukaryota, Metazoa, Chordata, Lepidosauria, Squamata, Anguidae.